This is a messenger RNA of Xenopus laevis (African clawed frog), 2558 nucleotides long. RefSeq names its product damage-specific DNA binding protein 2 S homeolog (gene ddb2.S). The record is from RefSeq and is a predicted model, not a curated record. The transcript is spliced from 11 exons. NCBI's taxonomy places the organism in Eukaryota, Metazoa, Chordata, Amphibia, Anura, Pipidae.
CAUGAAUAAUAAAAAAUGAAAAAUACUUUUAACGUACAUAAAUAAUUGGAAGAGUAAUUUUUUUCUUUUAGAGUCAGUGCCACUUUAAAGCUCAAGCCCUGCAGAGUGUCCCGCCCUCUUUCUACAUCAACCAAUCCAUAUUCGUUAUUCCGGCGAUGGGGCGAGGAAGCGGGCAAAUCUACUUAAGCCAAUCACGGGCUUUGUCUCUUGAAGUUUUAGACUGCAGCCAAUGGAAAGCAAGGGGCAGAUGCAUGGGCGGGGUUUCCAGAAUCCGACAGCUUCUCACUCUUUCUCUGACACACACACAUAUAUAUAUAUAUAUACACGUAACCACGUGAGCUGUGAGGUAUUGGCGCAGGCGCAGAUCGUCAGCGACGACUUGCGGGCAGAAUAAUGCGCUGGUAGCGCACAUUUGCGCCGAGUCUCUGCCGGUGGCUGCAUAGAGAUGGAUCGGUAGGCGAUAGAGGGAUGGGGUUGCCCUGCACUCAGCACUACACCGGGACGGAAGCAAAGUGCGCCUGACCAGAUGCCCCCCAAAAGACCAACACAUGGAAAGAGGAAUCUGGAGCCUCCUUCAGGGGAGGAAGAGGAGCAGGAGGAAGUGUCCCCUGGAAAAAGGAAACGGGAGACAGAGAAGAAUGCUACACCAUGCAGCAGUAAAGAUUCCAACUGCGGAACAAACAGAGGGGACAAGCAGACAAGCAUAGUGCACUACCUGUAUCGCAGCACUCUGGGGGGCAAUGUCCGAGCAAAGUACCUGCGAACCCCUUUUCUCCGGUCUCUGGCUUCAUAUAUAUUGUAUCGGACCAACAGUCCCUUUGAUCGUAGGGUUACCACUCUGGAGUGGCACCCUACACACCCAAAUACAGUCGCAGUGGGAUCGAAAGGAGGGGACAUCAUCCUGUGGGACUAUGAACAACUCAAUAACACCCUUAUUCCUGGGAUUGGAGCAGGCGGUUGCAUCACCGGAAUGAAGUUCGAUCCGUUUAAUCCUAAUCAGCUGUACACCUCGUCUGUGGCGGGUAGCACGGUGCUACAGGACUUCUCUGGGCGCAAUAUCCAAACGUUCACCAACACUGAAGACUGGGCAAUGUGGUACUGCAGCCUCGACGUCUCUGCUGGAAUGCAGUGUGUGGUCACCGGGGAUAACGUAGGCAACGUGGUGCUCCUGGAGACCUGUGGGAAGGAGAUCUGGAAGCUGAGGCUGCACAAGAAGAAAGUGACGCACGUAGAGUUUAACCCUCGCUGCGAUUGGCUGCUGGCGUCCGCUUCCGUGGAUCAGACCGUGAAGCUGUGGGACCUGAGAAAUAUCAAGGACAAGUCCAGCUGUCUGUACACAUUGCCGCACGCGCGCGGUGUCAACUCUGCUUAUUUUAGCCCCUGGGAUGGGGCAAAGCUUCUCACUACCGAUCAGCACAGUGAGAUCCGUGUUUAUUCUGCAUGUGAUUGGGCCAAACCACAGCACAUAAUACCUCAUCCUCACAGGCAAUUCCAGCACUUGACUGCAAUAAAGGCUUCUUGGCAUCCCCGCUAUGAUUUGAUUGUUGUUGGCCGAUACCCGGACCCGCAGUUUCCAGGACAUACAUCAGAAGAGCUGCGGACGGUAGACGUGUUUGAUGGACAGAAAGGGAACAUUGUGUGCCAGCUGUAUGACCCUUAUGCGUCUGGUAUUGUUUCGCUCAACAAGUUUAAUCCAAUGGGAGAUCUUCUGGCUUCUGGCAUGGGUUUUAACAUCUUGAUCUGGAGCCGGGAGAUUCUGUUGAUGUUGAAGCAGGAGGAGCUGAUGAAGGCUUUGAGAGAAAAGGGACUUUCAGUGGGGAGAUAGGAACUGGAGAAUUCCAGAUUGCCACAUUCCAGCAGUCCCAGGGGGAAGCUGGGGAAUAAAGUCAGUGCCACAGAGAACAACAAGACAUGGACUAUAAAGGACUCUACUAAGGGUGGGAAGCACAAAGAGCCAGGCGAAUACAUUUGGGCUUCAGCACAGAACUGGUUAACAUUUCACACGUGGAGUAUGGCAGCCAGCAAGAGUCAAACGCCUUGGGAUUGUUCAGUUGCCGGAACCCAGCGCCAUAGUGCCUUAUUGCACUGCUUUAUGCGUUUAAAUGCAACGCGUCCCUUUGUUUUCUCUGCUCUGACGAGUACCGUCCAAACAGUGAAUUGACUCCUGCUGCCCCCUGCUGGCUACUAGUGUACAUUGCUCUUUGCUUUCAGGACACGGUCUGUGUUAUCUGUCUUUUGUUUUAUAUGAAAGAAAGGGACGUGGAUCCAUUUUAAAGCAGAAGCGUCCGGAGUUGACCGAUUGGUCAUCACUUGGAUUCUGGGACUGCCAAGCUCGACUGAUGUUGAGAAAUUGUGCUCAGUGACGACCCCCCAUUGUAAAAGCAUCAGGCCAGGCCUUCAGCUGAGCCAGAGGUUCCUCCUAUCAGAGCAGACUCCCGAGGCAGGAUAGAAGAAUUGGUCUCUUGGCCCCUCCCUCAGGAUAUAUAGGCUCCACCUCUGUUCCUGAGUUGUUUUUUCCUGCCUUGGAGGUGGACAGAAAAUAUACUUCUCUCACAUUA